AUGUCUUCGGAUUCUGGCUUCACCCUCACCGUCCUGGGCUGCGGUACCAUGGGCAUUGCCAUUGCCAACGGCGUUCUCACCUCCUUGGCUGCCGGCGUCACACCCGGCGACGACGUUCCCGCUACGCUGCCCUCCAAGUUCAUCGCCUGCGUCCGCAGCGAAAAGAGCGCCGAGCGCGUCAAGACGGCGCUGAGCGCCCACUCCUCGCGUGUCGAGGUUGUCCGCAACGACAAUGUCGCCUCCGUGCAACAGGCACAGGUCGUUCUCCUGGCCUGCAAGCCCUACAUGGUCAAGGACGUGCUCGGUGUCUCUGGCAUGGCCGACGCCCUCAAGGGCAAGCUCCUCGUCUCAGUCUGCGCGGGCAUCACCGCCGAGGCCAUGGAGGAGGCCAUCUACGGCAAGGUGCUCACGGGUGACCCUGCAGAGGACGGCCGCUGUCGCUGCAUUCGUGCCAUGUGCAACACGGCUGCGCUCAUCCGCGAGUCCAUGACUGUCAUUGGCAUCUCGAACCCUCCGCUCCCGGACAAGGACAAUGCUCUCAUCACCUGGAUCUUCAAGCAGAUUGGCGACGUCGUCUUCCUACCUGCCAACAACAUGGACGCGUCCACGGCUCUGGCCGGUUCGGGCCCCGCGAUGUUCCUCCUGAUGCUUGAGGCGGCCACAGACGGCGCCGUCGCCAUGGGCAUUCCGCGCGCCGAGGCCCGCCGUAUGGCUGCCCAGACCAUGAGAGGCGCUACCGGCCUGGUCCAGAGCGGUGAGCACCCGGCUGUGCUCCGCGAGAAUGUUUGCACUCCCGGUGGCUGCACCAUCGGUGGUCUGCUGGUUCUUGAAGACGGCGGUGCUCGUGGUACCAUCUCCCGCGCCAUCAGAGAGGCCACAGUUGUUGCCAGUCAGCUUGGCAAGGGCGUCCAGAACGUCAAUGGCACUCGUCCAUACCUGCAGUAG
This is a messenger RNA of Beauveria bassiana ARSEF 2860, 945 nucleotides long. Its product is annotated as pyrroline-5-carboxylate reductase. The transcript has 2 exons. Gene Ontology annotation, biological process: L-proline biosynthetic process. NCBI's taxonomy places the organism in Eukaryota, Fungi, Ascomycota, Sordariomycetes, Hypocreales, Cordycipitaceae. Gene Ontology annotation, molecular function: pyrroline-5-carboxylate reductase activity. The record is from RefSeq and is a predicted model, not a curated record. The coding region runs from base 1 to 945 and encodes 314 amino acids.